Phascolarctos cinereus (koala) is the source of this 1918-nucleotide messenger RNA. It is a transcript of the gene PDCD2, whose product is annotated as programmed cell death 2. The record is from RefSeq and is a predicted model, not a curated record. Lineage: Eukaryota; Metazoa; Chordata; Mammalia; Diprotodontia; Phascolarctidae. Gene Ontology annotation, cellular component: nucleus; cytoplasm.
UGGUCUCUCUGGUGUUCAGCUAGUGUUGGUGCCGGGCGUGUUGUCAUGGCGUCGGCCGCAGUCCCGGCCCCGGCCCCCGCAGUGGAGCUGGGCUUCGCCGUGGAAGCGCCGGGCUGGCGCCUGCGGAGCGAGCAGUUCCCCAGCAAGGUGGGCGGGCGGCCGGCGUGGCUUGCCGAAUGCGGCCUUCCGGGCCCCGCGGAGCUCGCGUGCCCGCUGUGCCGCCGGCCGCUCGCCUUCCUGCUGCAGCUAUACGCGCCGCUCCCGGACCGCGCCGACGCCUUCCACCGCAGCCUCUUCGUCUUCUGCUGCCGGGAGCCGCCGUGCUGCGCCGCCUUCCGAGUUUUUAGGAAUCAACUACCCAGGAAAAAUGACCAUUAUUCUUAUGAACCACCAUCUGAAGAGCCACCGGAUGAAGAAGAUGAUUCUCUAAGUAUACAGCUUCGAUCUGGUGUUCAUCUCUGUAGGGUUUGUGGCUGUUUGGGUCCCAAAGUUUGUUCCAAAUGUCAUAAGGCCCAUUAUUGUAGUAAGGAUCAUCAGACUCUUGAUUGGAAGUUGGGACAUAAGCAGUCUUGUACAACAUCAGAUAAUUUGAAUAGUGCAAUCCUAGGCCACGAGUUCCUUUUUCCGGAAUAUGAAAUUGUAAUAGAAACAGAAGAGAUGGAGCCUGACAGUGUUCCUGUUCCUGACUGCAUUCCUGAAGACCUGGAAAAGUGUGAAAACUCAGAGCUCAAAGGCAGUAUGGAUGAAGCACUUGAGGCAGAAUUGGAUUCCAUAGCAAAACAUGAAUCUGAGGAAGAUAAAAUCUUCCAGAAAUUUAAAACUCACGUAGCCCUUGAGCCAGACCAGAUUCUUAGAUAUGGCAGAAGAAUCGACCCCAUCUGGAUUUCUGGUGAAAAUAUUCCUCAAGAACAAGAUAUUCCAAAUUGUCCAUGUGGUGCCAGGAGGAUAUUUGAAUUCCAGGUUAUGCCACAGCUUCUAAAUUACCUGAAGGCUGACAGACUGGGCAGAAGUAUUGACUGGGGGACUCUGGCUGUCUUUACCUGUGUGGAGAGCUGCAACUUGGGCACCGAGUAUAAAGAGGAGUUCAUUUGGAAACAAGACUUUACAGAUGCAACUUAAAAUCAUGAAAAACAAAUCUCUGGUCUGGUUAUUUUAUACUCUUAACAUUUUAAUACCUAAGCAGUCUUCAGGCCUUGUAUGUAUUAGUGUAAUGAGGAGAAAAGCUAAUGUUAUAGUAAUCUAGAGAAAACUCAUCACAACAGCCCCAGUGUCUGCUGACGGGCUGAUUGUGAUGGACAUUUAGUUUAAUGCACAUGCUGCUGUGCCUGCUACACCAUGGGAGGAAGGAUUUUAUUUUAGUGAACUGCAAAGUCAGAUAUCAAAGGACUUAAGUUCAGUUCGUAAUCACAUAAUCAAGUAUCAGUUUAUUGAUGGUAGUUUCUUGUUUUCAUAAUUAACAGAAUCUUUCACCCAGAGCCUUGAAGUACUACUUUUUACACACUCAGUAUGCUGACAUGAUAUGAUAAUACAGAGCCAUACCUUUAUCUUUCUAAUGACUAGAACUCCUCAGCUGUUAGCCCAGCCUAUUUCUGGUGGGGCAUGACAGGAAUAGUUGAGCUGCCUUUUGCAUAUGAGGCUGCUAAUCACUUUAUUCCUUAAGUUUAAGGUUGGAUGUUUUGUUUUAUGUUCCCCUUUGCCUUCUAUCAAUCUUUUUUUUCCUGUCUCUUCCUUUUUGUCUUAUCUCCUCCUGAUCUGUAUACCUCUUAGACACUAACACCUCCUUAAACCAUUCUUUUUUGCCUUAACUGCCAGGAAGUUAAGAGCUAGGUUCAGUGCUCAUCUGGAAUAACAAACUUAUCAUAUUUGCUCCUUUUGAUUGCUUAAAAAAUAAAAAUUUCCUGUCUUUUGGUUAACUGUA